This is a messenger RNA of Oikopleura dioica, 3135 nucleotides long. The record is from the annotation of a GenBank genome assembly. NCBI's taxonomy places the organism in Eukaryota, Metazoa, Chordata, Appendicularia, Copelata, Oikopleuridae.
AUGAAACUUCUCGAUGUGCUCGCGAAAACAAGACUUGCUUCAGUUUCGAAACUUGAAACAGCGCUCACUGGGGACAGCAUCAUCGCAGAGCAUCUUCAAGACAAUGCCGAGUGUUCUAUGAGAGGAAUGUUGGAUAACGGAGACACUCACCCACUCGAUUCUCUUCACGCCGAUAACUUGGGAGGACCUCUUCAUGAAAUGUAUGUCGUGGCGAAAACACCGAACUCCUUCAUGUCCAACAGUGGCGAAUGCCAAAAGAUGAACUUUCGCUGGACAACGAACAAAAUCGCCGAAGUGACUUCAAGCGAGGUGACAAAAAACAGCAGCGUUCGGAGAAUGUUCGGCGGCAGCUCAAAAAGAACGAUGGACGCAAACCGAAUGUAUGCACGAACAACUCACUACCCUCUCGAUGAAAGCUACAUCAUGGACUUUUACUUCGACUCAAGCUCGAUGGACGGGCUAAAUGCGCGACUAAACAAACAGCUUUAUGGCGAAGAAGGGGGAUAUCUCAUUAGAGGAGUCGAAGAAUACGAUACCAGGAAGUAUGCAGUUCUCUUACAAGGAUGCCACGGUGGGAAAAAGUCAAACCUUUUCCUUUGCACGGACUGGAAUUGCCCCCUUCAAUCCUAUUUCUCUGAUUUUUCCGCGAUGACUGGUGGUGUAGACGAUUUUACGACUGCUUCACUCAUCUACCCUGACAAUCGCGAUGCCAACUGCAAGCACGACAAUGCUACUCCGCUCUGUUCCCCGUGCGAGGGCAAGGACAACUGCUAUGAGCUGAUGGACUGUGCUGACGGACAGACUAUCGACACCACCAAGACAUACGCGGACCUAGGAACAUUGACAAACGACUUUUUGAUCAGCUACGAGAUGAAAUUGCCAAGCGGUUACGCUGCCACUCACUUUGAAGAAUUCUUCAAAAUUACAACUGAUCCAAGCAAGGACGAAACAGAUGCUGAUUUCGACCGGCAUAAACACGAUGCUCUCUCGACUGGUUAUGCAACCAAUAAUAAUUGGGAUGAACGUUGGAUUACUUUGACUAUGGCAUCUCACACAAUUGCUGGAGUCAGGGCUGUUUUUAUAUUCGUCGACGACACUUUUGCUCCUGCUGCGGUUGGAUACGACCACACCCACUCCAACCCUUUAAUUCCCGAUGGCUACAAUGUUCAGCCAGACUUCGUCGUUGCCGGCGGAACUGUUAGGGAUGUUACUAGCGCUGGAACGCAAUAUGCAGUAUGGACCGGCGAAGUGCGCAACGCAUACGUUCAAAAAGGCUCGCUUCAGAAUAUUUUCCCCGACUCUAAAAUCAGCCGUCCUGAUAUUGCAAAGGGGACAAAAAUUUUUGAUUUCCUCGCGAAAUCCCGACUCGCUACAUACACAAGACUUCAAGAAGCAUUCACCGGUCAGAACGACAUAGCAGAGCAUUUGCAAGGCAAUGCCGAGUGUUUUAUGAGAGAUAUGUUGGUUUACGGAGAAACGCAUCCACUUGACUCUCUUCAUGCGGAUAAUUUGGGCGGACCUCUUCAUGAAAUGUUUGUCGUCGCAAAAACGCCAGACUCGUUCAUGUCCGAUAAUGGCGAAUGCCAAAAAAUGAACUUUCGCUGGACAACCAACAAAAUCGCCGAAGUCACGUCGACACAAGUUACUUCAAACGAUAAUCUGCGGAGAAUGCUUGGAGGCAACGCAAGAAGAAAGAUCGAAGGAAGUCGAAUGUAUGCCAGAACAUCGUUUUACCCAAAGAGUGAAGUGCACAUUUUGGAUUUUUACUUUGACGAGAGCUCGAUGGAGGGGCAAAAUGCCCGGCUCAAUAAGCAUCUUUACGGGGAAACAGGAGGAUAUGUGAUUCGAGGAUCUUAUGAAUACGCGACUGAAAAAUUUAUCGUCCUUUUGCAAGGAUGCCAUGGUGGAAAAAAGACAUCUGUCUUCCUUUGCUCAGAAUGGGAUUGCCCGCUUCAAGCUAAUUUCGCUACUUUCACCACAAUGGCUGGCGCUCAAGAUGAUUUCUCGACUCUUCCACUGAUUUACCCUGACAAUCGAGAUGCCAACUGCAGAUACGACAAUGCUGAUCCUUUCUGCUCACCUUGCAAGAGCAAGGAAAACUGCUUUGAGCUCAUGGACUGCUCUGAUGGCCAAACUAUUGAUUCGACUAAGACAUAUGCGAAUCUAGGAAACUUAGGCAACGACUUUUUGAUCAGCUUCGAAAUCAAAAUGCCAGCAGGCUACACUGCUACCAAGGACAACUACUUCUUUACCUUUACAACCGAUCCUGGCAAACAAUCAUCAGAUGGCGAUUACGAUAUUCAAAAGCAUAAUCCCUUGCCGAGGAGUAUUCAGUUCAGCAAUCAAUACAAUGAUGAGUUCUGGAUGACCGUCACUAUGGCAUCACACACAAUUGCUGGAGUCAGGGCUUGGUUUGCCUUCUACGACUACCCUGACAGUCCUGUUAUGGUUGAAUACGACCACACCGACGCAAAUCCAAAUCUUCCUGAUGGCUAUAAUAUUCAAGAGGACUUCUUCGUCGUGGGCGGCACUGUUUACGACGUCACAAGCAUUGGAGCAACAAGAGAAGUAUGGCCCAACGAAGUGCGCAACGCAUACGUUCAAAAAGGCUCGCUUCAGAAUAUUUUCCCCGAGUCUGCGAUUUCCCGUCCACAUGUUUCUAAGGGCUGGAAAAUAUGUCCCAAAUUCGCUCAAAUGGGCAUUGUCGCUAUGGAUGACAACUGUCCAGCGAGUGUUUCUUGCUCCCUGAGUACGGAACCGAAGUUGACACUUACUGCAAAGACACGAAAUCAGGGUGGUGGUGAUCCUUCAGAUGGAACUAUUUCUUUCCGAAUACCAAAGACUGGCUGCGACACGUGGUUUUCGAUCGACAGUACCGGCCCUCUCUUGAACGCUGGAAGUACAGACGAGUUCGACUGGGAUACGUCUGCUCUCUCGAAUUCUUGUUUCGAAAAUAUUGAUGAAAUUGAAAUCAAAGAAGAGAGUAACGAUGGAUGGAUGCCAGAAUGGAUUACUCUCGAUAUUGUCGACUUUGUCAAUUGUCAGACUACCACUUAUACAUACCCGGGUGCUUGGGUUGAUGCUUCGACAAUUACGUUAUCAAGAAGUUCGACGGAAGUUGCGAGUGGACUUUAA